AUCUUAUGUCCAAAUCUUAGACUAUGGUUACUCUUAAAUAUGGAUAGUAGAACUAAACCAAUUGCACAAGUCAUAGUUUAAAGUUAGGUCCAGUAAUCCUGGUUUGGCUAGAUUUGAACAUCAUGAGAAGCUGUGGCAGGACUACAACAGAGCAGAACUCCUCUCUAGAGGGUAACUUUUCCUCUUAAUGUUAAACCUUGUUUUAGUUUAAGUGUUGCAUCCAAACUCAUAUCCAUGUUUAUACACAUCUCCUUUGUUAAAGUACUGUAAUUCACCUUUGUAUCUGUAUCUGUUGAGGUGUUCCCAUCCCCAUUCAUUUUUUAAAAAUAAAUCCCGAUUUUCAGUUUGAUUCUUACUUGUGUUGUUUUAAACUUUCACAGUUUCAACAGACAUUUAAAGUGGAGUCUCGGAACAUAAGCGUAAGCAUUCGUAUCGUGAAGUAUAUCAGGUUGUGAUAUACAAUUUUUCAAUUGUGAUAAAAACACUACAAACUGCACGGAUGUUGACGGUGGUAUUCCAAAAUGUGAAUGUAUAAAUGGCCUGGAUAAGGUGAACUCAGAAGACAAAGCUUGUCGAGUUUGUCACCAAAGCUGUUCUGCAGAAAACAAUAGAUUCUGUCUCAUAAAAGCAAAUCUCAUCCCUGGUUGCCGAUGUCUGCCAAAUUUCAAGGAAAAGGAUGGAGAAUGUAAAGCGUGCGGCAUUGGGUUUUCUGGAGAAGACUGCCAAGACAGUUACAUGGCCAUCAUCAUAGGAAUAUCUACCUUCUGCGGCGUUCUUCUGGUGGCUUUAAUUGGUGUUACAACUUACGUCUUAAUCAGAAAACAGGACCCUAAACAUCGAGAAUUGAUAAGCAAUGAAUAUUCAACCCUGGACAAUCCUUUUGGAGAUCCUCCUGCCACAAACUUAGCUGAAAGUGGGAUAAUCUUCCCUAGAAUCCGAGCUACGAAUGGGGCACAAUGGAGCAGAGCCACGGCUGAGAACCCAACCAAUUUCUAUGAAGGAGGAGCUGCAAAUAGAGGCUACUUUCCUGAGCAAGAACAUAGCAAUGAUAAUUGGCUAGAAAUGCCUUCCAAAUACUGAGUCCAGCUGAAGAGCAAGGAAAAA
Thamnophis sirtalis is the source of this 1104-nucleotide messenger RNA. The record is from RefSeq and is a predicted model, not a curated record. NCBI's taxonomy places the organism in Eukaryota, Metazoa, Chordata, Lepidosauria, Squamata, Natricidae.